AUGUCUAUAAGUCCGAGAGACCCUCUUGUGGUAGGAAGAGUCGUAGGAGAUGUUAUUGAUCCUUUCAUGAGAUCGAUCUCUCUAAGGGUUACUUAUGGCCAAAGAGAGGUGACUAAUGGUUUGGAUCUAAGGCCUUCUCAAGUCCAAAACAAGCCAAGAGUUGAGAUUGGUGGAGAAGACCUCCGGAAUUUCUACACUUUGGUUAUGGUGGAUCCAGAUGUUCCAAGUCCUAGCAACCCUCACCUCCGAGAAUAUCUGCAUUGGUUGGUGACUGAUAUUCCUGCCACAACCGGAACAACAUUUGGCAAUGAGAUUGUGUCCUACGAAAAUCCAAGCCCAACCUCGGGGAUUCACCGUAUGGUACUGAUAUUGUUCCGACAGCUCGGGAGGCAAACAGUGUAUACACCGGGGUGGCGCCAACAAUUCUGCACUCGUGAGUUUGCUGAGAUCUACAAUCUCGGCCAUCCCGUGGCUGCGGUAUUUUUCAACUGUCAGAGGGAGAGUGGCUGCGGCGGACGAAGAAGCUAG
Arabis nemorensis is the source of this 528-nucleotide messenger RNA. NCBI's taxonomy places the organism in Eukaryota, Viridiplantae, Streptophyta, Magnoliopsida, Brassicales, Brassicaceae. The record is from the annotation of a GenBank genome assembly.